Messenger RNA from Lingula anatina, 5269 nucleotides. RefSeq names its product ELKS/Rab6-interacting/CAST family member 1-like. Gene Ontology annotation, cellular component: cytoskeleton of presynaptic active zone. The record is from RefSeq and is a predicted model, not a curated record. Gene Ontology annotation, biological process: regulation of synaptic plasticity; neuromuscular synaptic transmission; maintenance of presynaptic active zone structure. NCBI's taxonomy places the organism in Eukaryota, Metazoa, Brachiopoda, Lingulata, Lingulida, Lingulidae. Gene Ontology annotation, molecular function: structural constituent of presynaptic active zone.
UUGGUUAAAGAAAAGAGUGACAACUGCGGCACGCGAGGAGCGACCUUCGAGUUCUAUUUUAACUUUUUGUUCAUUUUAAACGACAAGGAUUUCGAAAACAUGGGCGGUAAUGCGGAGAAAAUGUAUGGAUUUCAGUCGUACAGCUAGCGAUUGGUUGAGGUAUUUAGAGGAAUAACUUUAUCGAUGUGGUGAAAUCAUUAUCAUGUAUUGUCAGAAGCAAGCCGCACGUUCGCACUCGAAUGAUAGCCAAAGUCAAAGCCAAAGUCCAGGGCCGCGUUCUCCACGUUCACCCAUGUCCUCCUCGCCUGUGAGGACCAACCCGCAUAUGAUGCUCUCCCCCAGAGGGAACCGGAGAGACGGGGGACUGCAACCCAACUCCAGACAGGGAAGCAGAUCUGGAAGCCCCCUGAACUUGCCCAUGGAGAAUGUACAGUCCAUGAAUGCAGCCUACAGCGCUGGCAGCCAAACUUACGCCGGUGGGGACGUCGUGGGGGGUCCUGGAUUAUCUCCAGGGUUGUCACCCUCAGCUCGCAGCCAGUCCUAUGGUGAGGGGAUAGGAAGUUCUGGGGGAUUAUCCUCUCCGGGGAGAAAUCAGGGGGGAUUAUCCCCGUCAAAUAGAAGUCCUUACCAGAGUCCAGCCCACACUGCUCACUCUCCCAGCAGAUCAGGCAGCAGUGGAGGGAGCUUGCCCAGAGGGGGUGGGUUACGUGAUCGGUCAAUUGACCGCCUGGACAGAGAGCGAGUCCGUGAGAAGGGAGGUUCCAUGGUCAGAGACAGAUCACUUGACCGCCAGCUUGACCGACACUAUGAGAUGGAGAUGAUAAUGCAGAGGGGCAAUGAACGCUACAGCAAUGCAGCUAGGGAGCAGAAUGGUGGACGAGGACAUAAUGCAAAUGGAGUGGGUACAGGGGAUUAUUUACGAGGGGGCUCUAGGUCCCUGGAUCGUGAUGGGGCAUACACAAGCACUCAUCUAGGAAGACAUACAGAAGAAAAUCACCAGCCGUCAAAACCGCAUGAAACUAGGCAUCUACGAGACACUCUUCUGUUGGAUUUACAAUCACAGUUGAAUGAUGCCAACCGCGAGUGUGCAAUGAUGCAGAAAGAGUUGGAAAUAACAAAAGAGAAACUUACGUCAAGUAUGAACAGUAUCAAGACUUUUUGGAGUCCUGAGUUGAAAAAAGAACGAGCUAUCAGAAAGGAGGAGGCUGCUAAAUACUCCCAUCUCAACGAUCAGAUACGAUGUCUGCAAGAUGACAAAGAGAACCAAGCCACACUAGUCAAAGACUUGGAAGAGCAGCUCCAUUCUCUACAAGGAGGCCAGCCAACGGAUAUGAACACACUGAAAAGAGAACGCGACCGGCAAGCCAAAGAAAUCAAAAUUUUACGCAAAACAGUCCAGGAGAUGGAACUGCGCAUCGAUACCCAGAAACACACUCUGGGAGCUCGUGACGAGAGCAUAAAAAAACUCCUAGAAAUGUUACAAAGUAAAGGGUUGGCGGUGAAACACUUGGAGGAAGAUCGCUUGGAAAUGGAGAGGAUUCGUGCAAAGUUGAUGGAGGAUGAGAGAACGGUGAAGCAGUUGGAGGGUUUACUAGAGCAGCGUGAUAAGGAAAUAGUUCAAUUAAAAGGGAGCCUUAAAUCUAGUCCCAAUAAACCUCAGGGAGAAAACAAUAGACUAUCACAAGAUUCUGUGGAAAUUCAUUCCUUAAGGGGAAUGUUACAUACUAAGGAAACAAAAAUAUCAGCCCUUGAGAAAGAGCUUCGGUUGAAAGAAGAUGAACUGGCAAGAUUGCGUGACGACCGAGGAAGUAGUGGAAGCGAGGCCUCAUUUGGAACUGACAGUUUACGGCGGAGAGAGAAAAAGCUUCGUCAGCAGGUUGAAGACAUGCAGACGGAGCUGACCCUAAAGGAGGCUGAGUUACAGUCUAUAAAGACCAAGAUGGUUACCUCGGAGCGCCAGCAAUCUGACCAUCUGCACCACAUCUCCGUGUUGAAGGAACAAACUAGUGCCAAAGAACAGCAAGUCAAUCUAUUACAAUCAGAUAUUGAAGAACUCAGGGGCCGUCUAAAAGAGAAAGAGAAGACGAUAGAUGAUCGUGCCAAGCAGAUGCAGACGGUACAGCAGGAACACAGGAAGAUGGAGGCUGAAGUAAUGGAACUGAGGGAUCACAUCGAUAUCAAGGAUAGGAAAAUUAAUGUCUUACAAAGAAAGAUUGAAAACUUAGAAGAGACCCUUACUGACAAGGACAAUCAACUGACCAGUCUCAAGUCCAAAGUGACCAGUCUUCAGGCUGACCACAGUGCCUCAGACAGCACAGUGACCACUCUGGAGGAGACAGUGAUGGAGAGAGACAGGCAGAUAGAGAGGUUAAAGGAGCAACGAGAGCGUGAUCACAAAGAACAUCAGGAGGAGUUGGAGCUUUUACAAUCCAGCAGUAAAGAUCUCAAGUCCAAACAUGACAGUUUGCAGAAACAGCUGGCAGAUAAUCAGACUGAGUUGCUUGAGAUACGAGAGGAAGUCUCGGUGCUGAAAUCAGAGAAAUUCCAGAGAGAGUCCAAGAUCAAGCAACAGGAGGAGGAGCUCUCACAAGCCACAGCACAACUUGCUGAGCUCAGAGAGAAACUAGAGGAGAUGAAGAAUUUACAGAGUGCAGACAGCAAGAAGAUGUCAGAGGAGUCGGAGCAGAAGAUAGCAGAUUUGGAGAAGAAAGUGGCCGAGUACAAGCAGCAGGCUGAGCAGUUACAGAAAGAAUUGGACCGUUUGCUAGAUAUCAUGCAAGCCACAGAGCAUGAAAAACACGACAAGGACUCCUCCAUUAAAGUCAUGCAAGAUCAAAUCAAAGACUACAAACAGAAGAUGGGGUCACUAAAACGCAGUAAGGAGUUGGAAAAAAAGAAGCAGGCACAUCUUUUGGAGGAGGCUCGUAAACGUGAGGAAGGUGUCUCAACUGAUGCCUCACAGCUAAAGAGCACUAUCAAACAAAAAGAAGAGCGUAUUGAGGAACUGGAAGAAGCUCUACGAGAGAGUGUUAAGAUUACUGCCGAAAGAGAAAUGGUUCUGGCCCAACAGCAAGCCAACCUGGAGGAUGCCGAUAGACAGAUCUCUGAACUGACCACAGAAAUAAAUGAACUCCAAGAGAAGACAGAGCAGCAGAACAGUGAAAUGGCCAUGCAGGCCAAGAUGGCCGAAAAACGCGAGGAGAUGUUGAAGGAGUUACAGGAAGAGCGAAAGAAGCACAUGGAGGAAGUUCUAGAAAUGAAGCAGGAGGCCAUAGUAGCAGCCAUUAGUGAGAAGGACUCUCAUAUUGCCCUACUGGAGAUGUCCGGGGGUGGGAAGAAGGGGGGCAGGGACCAGGUGGACAUACUGACCAAAGAGAAGGCCAAACUGCAGCACAAGCUCAAAGAUUUGACUCAGAGUCGCAUGAAACUACAAGAUGACCACAACGGCGGUGGGGUGACCGCAGCAUCAGAGAUGAUCUCCUCGGCUCACAUGGGGAUAAAACCCUCCCCACUGUCCACCACUCCAGACCAGGAUGAAGAUGAUGGCAUAUGGGCAUAGCAUGCAUGGCCCACACAGCUGUCCAUUCUCCCUGUGUUACUGCAUGGGCUGGCCUAAGAAGUAAACCAAGCAGUCUCAUGCCCUUGACCUGCAGUGACCUUGUAAGCAGUGACCUUGACAUACAGUGGCCUUGACAUCCAGCAGCAGUGGAAGCUGCCUUUGCAGUAUGUUUUACUGAUUGAACAGCGCCAACUAUUUCACAAUUUCCUGAAUUUGACAAUUUCAGGAAAUAUAAAAGAACUUCCAUCACUUAUAAAGUAGGUUCUUUCAAAGCCAGUGUUUGCAUUAUGUUGCCCAAAGGAAUGGCAAAGGGCAGAGCAUCUUCUUUCCGAGGGAAAAAGAUGACUGCAGCCAAAAAUUGUUACUUCAUAUCUAGUAAAAGAAAAUCACUAAGCUUAAACAAAUGGUCAUCAGGGACAGUCACUUCGAAAGUUCAAAUUUAUAUGGCAGGUAAGGGAGAGAAUUGAUUCACAGGGGACCCAAAUGAAAAUGCCAUAUGAACAGAAUAGCUAGCUUUGCAUUGACACCUAAAAAGGGACUUGAGGCGACUUUUGGUGGGUUUCUUAUAGUGAAAAAGUGAUGUUCCAGAGACGAAACAUGCCCUCACGUAUGGUACUGUGAUACUAUUUCACCUUUGCCGAUGUAGAUUUCUGUUUGCUAGUGCUCUAGAUAAAACAUGUUUGUUCUUUCAUGAUAGAUAUAAUUCUUAAUAAAAACAGGUUGCUUUUGAUGCACAAUUUGCCUCAGAUGUUUGAAAUUCAAAAUAUGCAGCAUUUUGUAAAGUGCUUCAGUUGUUGUCUUCAUGGUUUGAUUUCUUGCCUUAAGCAGUAGAGUAUGAAAGAUGAUAUGAUGGGGUCCAAAUAACAUUGACAUUUGUCUUCUCGGCCUAAAAUUUUGUUUCUUUUUAACUUUUGACAAUUUUUCUUGCCUCCUUACAAGGAAAUGCUUGUAUGUCAAAAUAUCCAAGUGAAUAUAGUAUUGCCGCCAUACUGGUAUGUUUACACAUCUAUUUGGUAUUUAAGUGGUGCCUUUUCACCAGUUAUUUGAAAAUCAUUAUUAUUAUUAUUAUUAUUAUUAUUAUUAUUAUUAUUAUUAUUAUUUGGUUUAGAUACAUGUCACGUUUUAGAAUUUAUUUGAAGUCAACAUUAUUAAUGAAAAUCGGGUUUAACCAUGACAUGCAAAAUUACAUUUUAGGGGUGUAACUGGUUUUACUCUUCUUACCUGGGGAAGUGCAACAAUAUUUUACCAAUUAUUAAAUAGAAAAAUUUUUUAAGUGAAAUGUUAAAUAUCAAUAGGUGCACAUCAUCAUUUUUAGAAGUCCUAUACACAUUUAUUAAGAAAGUUCAGAGGUAGUCAAGUAUAUUAUUAUAAACAGUGGAUUUUAGUAAGAUAUUUACAGCAGUAGAUUGGUGAAAAUGUAAAACACAUUUGUUGUCCUUAAUAUUUAUGCCAUUUAUUUUUUGGAAUUGGCAUGUGACUGCCCAGAAUGAAUUAAUCCCUUAUACUUUUAACUACAUGUACUGCUUGUCACUUGAGGAACAGUGCUUGCAAUUAAUAUAAUUUUAAUGCCAUUCAAUGAUCUGCAUUGCCAAAACCUAAACAGAGUUAUUGUCUUUCCAAAGAAUCGACUCCCCCGUGCUACAGUGCUGUGUAACGGUAUGCUUACUGUGUUGGUUAGUGUUGGUUAUAACAACCCAGAUUACCCACCGA